AGCGGUCACGUGACCCGGGCUUUGAAUACGUGUAAAGAAAAUCUUGCCGAUGGUCGGCUGCCACAGUGAACGUCGGCUCUGUUGUGUAGUUGGAUCUUACACGGGCAGGCGGGCCGAAGAGUAUUAACAUAGCUCUCGGUUGCAACCUGCAAUCAUGGGUAUCAAAUUUUUAGAGGUGAUCAAGCCUUUCUGCAGUAUUCUGCCAGAAAUCGCUAAACCCGAAAGAAAGAUUCAAUUUAGAGAAAAAGUACUAUGGACAGCUAUAACUUUAUUCAUCUUCCUUGUAUGUUGCCAAAUUCCAUUAUUUGGCAUCAUGAGCUCCGACUCAGCAGAUCCCUUCUACUGGAUCCGAGUUAUCCUUGCCUCAAAUCGAGGUACUUUGAUGGAAUUGGGUAUCUCUCCGAUUGUGACUUCUGGCUUAAUCAUGCAACUCUUGGCUGGUGCCAAGAUCAUUGAAGUUGGUGACACUCCCAAAGACCGUGCUCUUUUCAAUGGAGCUCAGAAAUUAUUCGGUAUGGUCAUCACUGUUGGUCAAGCCAUUGUCUAUGUCAUGACUGGCAUGUAUGGUGAUCCGGCUGACAUUGGUGCUGGUGUCUGCCUUCUGAUCAUCAUCCAGCUGUUUGUUGCUGGCCUGAUUGUGUUGUUGCUGGACGAGCUUCUGCAGAAGGGUUAUGGUCUGGGCUCUGGUAUCUCCCUCUUCAUUGCCACCAAUAUCUGUGAAACAAUUGUAUGGAAGGCAUUCAGCCCUGCCACUAUGAAUGCAGGACGUGGCACUGAGUUUGAGGGAGCUGUUAUUGCUCUUUUCCAUCUUCUUGCUACCCGUCAGGACAAAGUUCGCGCUCUGCGUGAAGCAUUCUACCGCCACAACCUCCCUAACUUGAUGAACCUGAUGGCUACCAUUCUUGUCUUUGCCGUUGUUAUUUACUUCCAGGGCUUCCGUGUGGAUCUACCUAUCAAGUCUGCCCGCUACCGUGGCCAGUACAGCAGCUACCCCAUCAAGCUGUUCUACACCUCGAACAUCCCCAUUAUUUUGCAGUCUGCUCUUGUUUCCAACCUCUACGUUAUCUCUCAGAUGCUGGCUGUCAAAUUCCACGGCAAUUUCCUGGUGAACUUGCUCGGAGUUUGGGCUGAUGUUGGCGGUGGCGGCCCUGCCCGUGCCAACCCUGUUGGUGGUUUGUGUUACUACUUGUCACCUCCCGAGAGUCUGGGUCACAUCCUCGAGGAUCCCAUCCACGCAUUCCUCUACAUCGUCUUUAUGCUUGGAUCCUGUGCCUUCUUCUCCAAAACUUGGAUUGAGGUCUCAGGCUCUUCAGCCAAGGAUGUUGCUAAGCAGCUGAAGGACCAGCAGAUGGUUAUGGGUGGACACCGUGAACACUCCCUCAUCCACGAGCUGAACCGUUACAUCCCCACUGCUGCUGCCUUUGGUGGUCUCUGCAUUGGUGCUCUUUCAGUGUUGGCUGACUUCAUGGGAGCCAUCGGUUCUGGCACUGGUAUUCUUCUUGCCGUUACCAUUAUUUACCAGUACUUCGAAAUCUUUGUUAAGGAACAGAGUGAAAUGGGAGGUAUGAGCACAUUACUGUUUUAGGUAGUGCAAUCUUAAAAUAUCACCAUGUGAUUAAUGACUGAGUGAAAUUUGAGUGGGUGUUGGAUUGAGUGGUGAGCAGCUGAGUGCUCUGGCAGCUGAAGACUCAUACUAAACCUGUACUGCCAACGGCAGGUCAGGAUGAACAUCAUUCAGUAGCUCUGUUAGUGUUGUAAUUUAUUGUUUUGUUAUUGUGUAACUGAAUGGUAAGGCUCAGUGGUCAUUGGCUACCUAUUGCGAGCCACCACCACCACUACUGGAUUACAGUAGACCAGUGACAAGAGACUUUGAAGUAUUGAGCCUUCAGUGCAAAGUUUCUAAUUUCUGUGUUCUUGGAGUAUGUUUUAUGAGAUUAGCAACAUAGGCUGUUUUGAAACUCAGAACAUUGCCAGUUGUAUAAGAAUGCCCCUUCCCCCUUUUUUUUAUUGUGAUUAUGUUGCUCUAGCAGUGUGGAGACUUAUUUAUUAAACAAAUAUUUUUAUAUGAAGACCUCUUCCUUCAAGAAAAAUUAUGCAAUACUUACUGGGUAGGAAAAUAAAAUUGUCACUCCCAACAUCUAAUUCAUUAUAUUGCUAUAAUUGAACAUAGCAAUUCACUGUCAUUCAGCCCUCCCUGAUGUGUUCUUUUCCCCUAUGAAUUUUGGAAUAUCCUGUUUCAAAUUGAGCAGAAAUGUAAUUUCUCUCUAUUUAAUGGAGUACAACUUAUGAUUAAUGGUACUGUGUAAAAUAGUACUCCGUGUGGUAGACUAUCUGUGUAAGAAUGUAAAUUUUUUUUACAAUACAUGAGUGACACCAAUAAA
Molecule: messenger RNA, 2381 nt
Organism: Thrips palmi
Lineage: Eukaryota; Metazoa; Arthropoda; Insecta; Thysanoptera; Thripidae
Gene: Sec61alpha
Product: protein transport protein Sec61 subunit alpha
Exons: 9
Coding region: 155-1585 (476 amino acids)
Biological process (GO): SRP-dependent cotranslational protein targeting to membrane, translocation; post-translational protein targeting to membrane, translocation
Cellular component (GO): membrane; Sec61 translocon complex
Molecular function (GO): ribosome binding; transmembrane protein transporter activity; signal sequence receptor activity
Source: RefSeq, a predicted model, not a curated record